UGAACACACAAUCAAUGUUGCUGGAAAAGAUAUUGUUUUUCUUGUGGAUUCUGGUGCGACUGAUUCUGUCAUCAGAGAGUCAGAAUUUGCAGUCCUUCCAAAGAUGAGUGGCAGAUUUGUGAGGACAGUGGGAGUUUCAGGAACGCCCCUGGUGGAAAGGUAUACCACACCAUUGCCAUGCAGUGAAGAAAUUGAGAAACACUUUAAACAUUCAUUCUUGUUAUCUAAACGAUGCCCGAUCAACAUUAUCGGAAGAGAUAUGAUGAUAAGAUUAGGAAUUAUUCUGAUUUCCACUCCCGAAGGCAUCAUUGUAGCCAGAAUUUCUGACACUGCAUCGCAAUAUGUGAAACACAGUAGCAGGGAGCUGAUGUACUCUUAUCAAUGGAAACUGCCUCACACAGCUGCUGGCUCUGUAAAUAACACUCUGAUUGCUGAGGUCAGAGCUCUCUUUCCAGACAACUAUACACGAAUAGACAUCAAGUUGCCACAAGAGUUACACUGCACAUCACAUGUACAUCUUGGGGUUGAUAAACAUUUUGAGGACACAUGGUUCAGGCAAGACAAAGAGAGAAACACACUAAAGCUGACCUGGUUGUACUGGAAUGAUAAAAGAUGCACUGUCUCAGUAGCUUUCAAUGAUCCACUGUGUGAAGCUUUGUUUCAGGUCCCUAACACAUAUCCUCAUGUCCCCCUGGUCAAAGCAAAGCAGGAUACAUGGGAAUGCUUGGGCCCUUGGACCAGGCGUUGUGAGGAAGCUGCUGGCUGGGUAAAGACAUCAGACUCAGGGGUGGAUUUUCACAACCAACUUCAGGUAUUCCGGAAAAGAUUUUCAGCUAUAGCAACAGGGGUAAGAAGCAUUAAGCUCAUUCCAGAUUCAGAGUUUUUAAUGGCCAGUUUGGUAACAUCAGAGGAUGAAAUAAGUCAUGACAGAAACAUUUUUGUGAAAGACGUCUCAGAAAUUCCUGAGUUAAAUCAGGUACCAUCAUGCUUGUGGGCACAACACAAGUAUGAUGUAGGAUUAAUCAAAGAUGCUGAGCCUGUAGUAAUCACACCAAAAUCUUCAUACAGGCCAUGUCAGAACCAGUAUCCUUUGAAGAAGGAAGCUGUUGAUGGUAUUAAACCGGUGUUUGAUUCUCUUUUAAAAGCAGGAGUGAUUAUUCCAUGCGCAAAUUCUCCAGUCCGAACACCUAUUUUCCCCGUACGGAAACUCCGGGACGCCGGAGAGCCACAACAUUGGAGAUUCGUGCAGGACCUGCAGGCGCAUCCCAGUGGAUCCUGACAGCCAGUAUUGGUUUGCGUUCUCUUUUUAAGGUGAAGGAAGCCAUUCCAAAGGCUGCAGAGAGGAAACUGCAUGACUUGGAGCCUGGUGAUUGGAUCGUGGUGAAGGAUUUCAGACGGAAGAACUGGCGGGCUCGCAGGUGGAAUGGUCCCUACCAGAUCUUGCUCACCACUGAAACAGCUGUAAAAGUGGCAGAGAGAGCUACGUGGAUCCACGCCACCCACUGCAAACGAGUACCCGAGCCGGGGCCAGCAGCCAAACACCAGACAAGUGAGAUCGAGAUCAGUGAGUGAACUGAACCUUCCUCCCCUUGUGCAU
Molecule: messenger RNA, 1597 nt
Organism: Siniperca chuatsi (mandarin fish)
Lineage: Eukaryota; Metazoa; Chordata; Actinopteri; Centrarchiformes; Sinipercidae
Exons: 3
Coding region: 1162-1572 (136 amino acids)
Source: RefSeq, a predicted model, not a curated record